UGCAGUUGCUCUGUCAGCGUGACUGGGUCUCAGCUGACUAAUCAUGUGAUUUCUGGUUCCUGUAAUGACGGGGAAGAGUUAGUUCCCUUUAUAAAGCCGCCGAAUUCCCGGCCGGAUCGGCAUUAUUUCAGCGCUUCGAUGGCGUGGUCCAAGUAUCAGUUGUGCCUGGCAGCGACGAUGCUCGUCACUGGCUCCAUUAACACACUGUCUGCCAAGUGGGCAGAUGACUUCAGUGCUGCGGGUUGCCAUGGAUCAGCGGUUCACAAGUUCAAUCAUCCUUUCCUUCAGGCAGUGGGAAUGUUCCUUGGGGAAGUCUGCUGUCUGGCUGCUUUCCACAUAGUUUUGUGCUAUGAUCGACAAAAACCAGAACCACAAAUGGCUUCUGCCAGGAACUUCAACUCUUUCAUUUUCCUUCCCCCUGCUGUGUGUGACAUGCUGGCCACUAGCAUUAUGUACAUUGCUUUGAACUUGACCAGUGCCUCCAGCUUCCAGAUGCUUCGAGGAGCUGUGAUUAUCUUCACUGGACUGCUCUCUGUUGCCUUCUUGGGCCGCAAGUUAAUAGUCAGCCAGUGGGUAGGAAUUUUCUUCACCAUCUGUGGACUUGUCGUUGUUGGUUUGGCGGACUUUGUCAGUAAAAAGAGUGACCAAGAACAGCACCUAUCUCGGGUGAUAACAGGAGACCUCCUUAUUGUCAUGGCACAAAUAAUUGUUGCUAUUCAGAUGGUGCUAGAGGAAAAAUUUGUUUCUAAACAUGAUGUCCACCCACUUCGAGCGGUGGGCACAGAAGGUAUUUUUGGAUUCAUCAUCCUAACUUUGCUGUUGAUUCCAAUGUACUACAUCCCAGUGGGGGAAUUUGGUGGCAACCCAAGAGGUGUUCUUGAAGAUGCACUUGAUGCUUUCUGCCAAAUUGCAAAGAAGCCAUUAAUUGUUAUGGCCCUCUUGGGAAAUAUUUUGAGCAUUUCAUUCUUCAAUUUUGCUGGCAUUAGCGUGACAAAAGAAAUCAGUGCAACCACGCGAAUGGUUCUGGACAGUCUAAGAACCGUAAUAAUCUGGAUAGUGAGCCUUGCAGUGGGUUGGGAACAAUUCCAUUGGCUCCAAAUCCUGGGCUUCACAAUCCUACUGACAGGUGCAUUCCUCUACAAUGGGUUCCAUAAACCAAUCCUCGAAAGGCUUCCUUGGUACCAGAGCCCUGGGGUGGAAAAUCCUGAAAGGGACGAAUUAUUGAUUGACAAAGACUCCAUAAACUACAGUUCAUGAAAAUUAAAUGGAUUAAAGUUUAGGAUAAUGUCUUUCUUGCAUACAAUGACCAAAGGAGGUUUUGUCUUUAACAAUUGGUGGUUUUAGAAUUACGUUAGAGGGGUGGAAUAAAACAGACACUCGAAUGGCUGAUUAUGGAGUAUAGUUUUCUGGAUCACAAUAUUUAUAUGUGUGUUUGGGAAAGAUGCAUUAAGAGACCUGGAUUGUUUUAGAACUCCAAGCAAGGCAGCUGAAGUAACAUCUGUUUGAAACAUCUGGCUUGGUUGGCUGAAUGUUCCAGCUAUGUUUUAUCUUCCGCAACUUGAGGUAAUAGUCAGUAAACCUAAGUGCUCCCCUUCAAGGUGCACCCGGUGAAACCCUUGAUCUGUCCUUUGCAGGCCAUUAUUGGACCCCACCUCGAGAGCAAAUGAAUUUGGCAGUUUGACCCUUCUUUACCCAGCUUUGCAGUACCUGAAUCUACUGGGUGUGCAGAUCUUGGAAGGGGCCAUUGGAAGCUCAAGCACUUUAAUGAAAACCUGAUGCUAUGACUAUCUGUAACCUUCAUUAUCUGUCUACUAUGUAUAACUGUUUUCCACUAACAUUUAUCUCAUGUUUAUGGACAAAGUAUUGCCAGAAUUGCUGUUGUAUUGAUUUUUUUAAAUGGUUACCAGUGCUAACUGAUAUUUGCAAUUUAAAUUGACUUUACAUUUUCAUUGAAUUGUUUUACUUAUCAAUGGGAAUAAUUUAAAUGGACUUGCCUAUAAUUGUAAAGAGAUUGGUGCUUUCAUGUGAAAUAUUUUGCAGCAGAAUGUUAAAAGUGACCUUUUUAAGCCUAUAAAAAAAUACAACUUCACUGCAGCAGGUUGCUAUUUCUACAUUAUUGUGGCUAUAAUUAAGAUUGCGCUCUCUGCUGCUUGAUUUUUGACCACUAAAAUGUGAUUGGUUAUUA
This is a messenger RNA of Amblyraja radiata (thorny skate), 2185 nucleotides long. It is a transcript of the gene slc35f6, whose product is annotated as solute carrier family 35 member F6. Gene Ontology annotation, biological process: transmembrane transport. NCBI's taxonomy places the organism in Eukaryota, Metazoa, Chordata, Chondrichthyes, Rajiformes, Rajidae. Bases 139 to 1257 code for a protein of 372 amino acids. Gene Ontology annotation, molecular function: transmembrane transporter activity. Gene Ontology annotation, cellular component: intracellular membrane-bounded organelle; membrane. The transcript is spliced from 6 exons. The record is from RefSeq and is a predicted model, not a curated record.